This is a messenger RNA of Papaver somniferum (opium poppy), 2418 nucleotides long. RefSeq names its product far upstream element-binding protein 2-like. The transcript is spliced from 6 exons. Gene Ontology annotation, biological process: regulation of gene expression. Gene Ontology annotation, molecular function: mRNA binding. The record is from RefSeq and is a predicted model, not a curated record. Gene Ontology annotation, cellular component: cytoplasm. The coding region runs from base 89 to 2194 and encodes 701 amino acids. NCBI's taxonomy places the organism in Eukaryota, Viridiplantae, Streptophyta, Magnoliopsida, Ranunculales, Papaveraceae.
ACUCUUUUUACUCUAAAACCAGCAGCACAAAAAACUCUCAAGAAAAAAAUCACUUCCGUAGGGUUUCUUCUUUUCUUCAUCAUCUUCAAUGGCGGACGAUUCACAAUACUCAACUCGAACAACAACAGAUAAUAACAAAAGAAAACAUGAAGAUUAUCAUGAUAGAUCACCACCGUCAUACUCAUCUCGUCGUCCAUCUGGUUUUUCAGCUCCAAUCAUCGAUUCAACACAACAAAACCCUAAUAAUUCCUAUAAUCCUUCUCCUAAUGAUGAGAUUCAACAAGCUAAACAAAAAGCUCAAGAAAUCGCUGCUCGGAUUUUCAAUUCUGCUGAAGCUAAACGUCCUCGUUUCGAAAACGGCGAUGGCUACAACGAUGAACCUAAUGAUUAUGGACAGAAGCAGCAACCUCAGCAGAUGCCGAUUUAUGGCGGUGGUAUGAAUAUGGCUUCUUCUGCAGUACCAACUUCAUAUGGUUCUGCUCAAGGUGGAAGUAAGAAAAUUGAGAUUCCGAAUGGGAAGGUUGGUGUUAUAAUUGGUAGAGGUGGUGAUAAGAUUAAGAAUCUUCAGCUUAUGUCAGGAGCUAAGAUUCAGAUUACUAGAGACAUGGAAGCUGACCGUAAUGCUCCAACGCGAGGGGUUGAACUUAUGGGUACUCCUGAUCAGAUUGACAGAGCUGAGCAGUUGAUUAACGAAGCUCUCGCUGAGGUUGAUACCGAUGGAGGGUCUGGUGCUGUUCCUCGAAGGUUCACAGGGCAACCUGGAGCUGUGCAAUACCAAAUGAAAGUUGCGAACAAUAAGGUUGGUUUGGUCAUUGGUAAAGGAGGUGAUACCAUAAAACAAAUGCAAGCUAGUUCUGGCGCUCGUAUCCAGGUGAUACCAUUGCAUCCGCCACCUGGUGAUACCUCAACAGAAAGAACUGUGUAUAUCGAUGGCACUCCUGAACAGAUAGAAUAUGCCAAACAAUUGGUUAAUGAGGUCAUCAGCGAGAAUCGGGUCAGAAAUCCACCUAUGGGUGGAGGAUAUCCUCCUCAACAAGGUUAUCGUCCUCAACAAGGUUAUCGUCCUCAACAAGGUUGGGCUCCUCCUGGGGCUCCCCCAAUGCAGCAAACUAGUUAUGGUUACGUGCAGCAGCCUGGAGCAUAUCCUACUCAGGUACCCCAGGGCAGCAGUGGUACAUCUUAUCCUGCGUAUCCAACACAACCAACAUCAGGUGGAUAUCCAUCUGGGUGGGACCAAACGUCCGGUCAAACCAAUCCACAGGGCAGUGGUACUGGAUAUGAUUACUACAGUCAGCAACCACAGGGUGGGGCUUCAACCGCAACAGAUACCACUGGUUAUGGUUACGGUUACGGUCAGACAGCCGGUUACGGUCAGACACAUGGGGGAUCAUAUGGAGAUUCUGGUUAUGCUCAACCUCCAGCUGGGCAACAACAAGGUUAUACUGAUAUGUAUGGUGUUUAUCACCCACCCGCACCUCAACCUGGUUACGGUUAUGGUGGGUCACAGGCAGGCUAUGACCAGAGCCAACAGAGUUAUGGUUCUUCAGCAAAAGGACCAACUUAUGGAGCACAAGGACCUACUGAAGUACCACCUCCAACUUCACAGGUAGCACCUGUCCAGCCUCCAACAUCAGCCGGAAUUGGUAGUCAGCAGCCUAACACUCCCCCAAGCUAUCCUCCUCAAGGGUCAGUUCAAACAAGUUAUGGCGGCCAACCAACACCUCCACCUAUGGCUCAGGCUGGGUAUGGACCCCCACAAGGGCAGAAGGCAGCUUAUGGUCAGACUCCACCUCCUUCAAGCACCCAAACAAGCAGUGUUCAGUCGGCCCCAAUGCAAUCAGGAUACGGACUACCUUCCGCACUACCUCCCCCACAAUCAGGAUAUUCACAGCCAGAUUCAGCUCAGUAUCGCACUCCAUCAGGUUAUGGCUCAGCACCAGGAUAUGGGCUUGCUCCACCUUAUGGUGCACCACAGCCUGCUGCUCAACCAGGUUAUGGACAGGUUCCACCUUAUGGUGCAUCGCAGCCUGCUACUCAACCAGGUUAUGGGCAGUCUUAUGAGUCUAAGGUUCCUAGUUAUUCCAGUGAUAGUAAUGUGGGCGCUGCAGCGCAGAAGUCUAACUCCAACGAUACUACCCCAGCUUCUCAGAGUGGUCAACAGACUGGAGCUGAAAAGGCCUCACCUAAGAGUUGAUUGUAGUUUAGUCUCUAGAUUUUUCAGAACUUACCAGUAGAUGUUUACGAUGUAGUUAGUGUUUUGAUUUGCGAGUAUCGGAUACUAUCAUGUCGAAUAUAUGGGUGCGUUUAUGUUUUUUUAUUUUUGCAAAGAUUGUUAUGUUUUUCUCUUUGCACUUGGUUUAGCUGCUGCAGCCUGGUUCUGAAUUGUUCUUUGAUUGUGUGUUGAACAAGUUUUGAUCA